GGGCUGUAUAAUGAAUUUUAAAACUGUUAAGAUGUCCAUGAAUCGAGAUGGCCCAGUGGGCCCGACAAGAGGUAUUUAUUCUGUGCGUUGCGUCUGUGCGCCUAAUAAACGACUGAGCUUUAAGUUUACUUAUUUUCUAUGAAAUGUGAGAAGCCCACUAGAGUCCAGCAAGCCAGCGACGUUCCAAUUCCCAUUUUUACCCUUGUUCCACCUCCAGUCAGACGAACCGCUUCUCCCCGGCUUGACCCUUGUCGUACUCGUCGAUGGCUCCGGUGAAGCAGAAGAAGAAGAAUAAGAAGAAGCCUCUGGAUAAGGCGAAGAAGUUGGCGAAGAAUAAAGAGAAGAAGAGAGUCAACGCAGUGCCAUUGGAUCCGGAGGCUAUCGACUGCGACUGGUGGGAUACUUUCUGGCUCCGAAACUCUUCUCCCUCAGUCCCCUCAGACGAAGACUAUGCGUUCAAGCACUUCUUUAGGGCUUCUAAGACAACUUUUAGCUACAUUUGCUCGCUCGUCAGGGAGGACCUUAUCUCUAGACCUCCCUCUGGUCUCAUCAACAUCGAGGGAAGGCUUCUUAGUGUUGAGAAACAAGUCGCCAUUGCUCUUCGAAGGUUAGCUUCCGGUGAUUCUCAGGUCUCCGUUGGUGCUGCCUUUGGUGUUGGCCAGUCCACUGUUUCUCAGGUUACAUGGAGAUUCAUCGAGGCACUCGAAGAACGUGCCAAGCAUCAUCUUAGAUGGCCAGAUUCUGACCGAAUUGAAGAGAUCAAGUCAAAGUUCGAGGAGAUGUACGGUCUCCCCAAUUGCUGCGGAGCCAUUGACACUACGCACAUCAUCAUGACUCUCCCGGCUGUGCAAGCAUCAGAUGACUGGUGUGACCAGGAGAAGAACUACAGCAUGUUCUUACAAGGAGUCUUUGAUCACGAGAUGAGAUUUCUCAACAUGGUUACCGGCUGGCCUGGCGGCAUGACCGUCUCCAAGCUUCUCAAGUUCUCUGGCUUCUUCAAACUCUGUGAAAACGCUCAGAUUUUAGACGGCAAUCCUAAAACUCUAUCCCAAGGAGCCCAGAUUAGAGAAUACGUUGUUGGAGGGAUCAGUUACCCGCUUCUUCCCUGGCUUAUAACUCCUCACGACAGCGAUCAUCCCUCUGAUUCCAUGGUGGCGUUCAACGAAAGGCAUGAGAAGGUGAGGUCAGUCGCAGCUACUGCCUUUCAACAGCUUAAAGGAAGCUGGAGGAUUCUGAGCAAAGUUAUGUGGAGACCAGACAGGAGGAAGCUACCUAGUAUAAUACUGGUGUGUUGUUUGUUGCAUAACAUCAUUAUCGACUGUGGGGAUUAUCUUCAAGAAGAUGUUCCUUUGUCUGGUCAUCACGACUCCGGUUAUGCAGACCGGUACUGCAAGCAGACCGAGCCGCUUGGUAGUGAGCUCAGAGGAUGUCUGACUGAGCAUUUGCUUAGGUGAGGAUCUUAACCUUGGGAAUUGGACAUCUUCAUCUCUUCUCUAAGGCCGUACUAAGCCCGUUAGACCAUUCAGCAUCAGUUUAGUGGUAGCCCGAGACAUAUCGGACAAAAGCAAUGUUAUGAAACUUUUCUUCAGGUAUCAACACCAGAUUAACAUCAUGCCAGUUGGACCUACAAAAAUAGAUUCAUCCUUAAGUGUGAUUACCAUACUUUGUGAACUACUAAUCUUUUGAGAGGAGUGGACUAUAUCCCCAACGGAACUGUUUGUUUUGGCAAUGUAAAUGUUAUUUUUUUAAUAAUAAUUGGUGUUUUCUUUUAGUAUUGAGUUGUUGGGUUCCAUUAUAUUCGC
Messenger RNA from Arabidopsis thaliana (thale cress), 1802 nucleotides. Its product is annotated as nuclease. NCBI's taxonomy places the organism in Eukaryota, Viridiplantae, Streptophyta, Magnoliopsida, Brassicales, Brassicaceae. The transcript has 3 exons. The record is from RefSeq and is marked reviewed. Gene Ontology annotation, cellular component: nucleus. Bases 264 to 1454 code for a protein of 396 amino acids.